Ananas comosus (pineapple) is the source of this 3246-nucleotide messenger RNA. Its product is annotated as glutamate receptor 3.5-like. The record is from RefSeq and is a predicted model, not a curated record. Bases 125 to 2893 code for a protein of 922 amino acids. Lineage: Eukaryota; Viridiplantae; Streptophyta; Magnoliopsida; Poales; Bromeliaceae. The transcript is spliced from 6 exons. Gene Ontology annotation, cellular component: plasma membrane. Gene Ontology annotation, molecular function: glutamate-gated receptor activity.
UUGAUAUAACCCCGACCACUCUUAUAGCAAUCCCAUUAUUAACCGAAAAAAAAGAGUCUCCUUUUAUUCAAUGGGUCAUUGAGAUUUGAGCAAAAGGGGAGCUGGGUUUUGCAGCUUGUGGGAGAUGGGUUCCUCUUCUCCUCUCUCUGUGAGCUUCGUGCUCCUCCAUUUCGUAGCAGUGGUGGUGGGUUUGAAGCCCACUGUGGUGAACAUUGGGGCUCUGUUCACCUUCAAUUCGACGAUCGGGGCCGUGGCGAGGACCGCGAUAGAGCUCGCGGUGGAGGACGUUAAUGGGGACCGAGGAGUCCUCGCGGGGACGAAGCUUAAUGUGAUCACGCAGGAUACGAAUUGCAGUGGGUUUCUGGGAACCAUAGAAGCCUUACAAUUGAUGGAAAAUGAAGUCGUCGCCGUGUUAGGUCCACAAUCAUCAGGCAUUGCCCAUGUGGUCUCUCAUGUCGUUAAUGAACUCCACGUUCCACUUCUUUCUUUUGCGGCCACCGACCCAACUCUUGCUUCCCUCCAAUACCCUUAUUUUGUCCGAGUCACUCAAGAUGAUUCAUUUCAAAUGAAUGCAAUUGCCGAUAUAAUCAGUUACUACGGAUGGAGAGAAGUUAUUGCCAUUUAUGUAGAUGAUGAUUAUGGGAGAGGAGGGAUCACUGCAUUAGGUGACGCCCUCGCAAACCGGCGAGCUGAUAUAAGCUACAAAGCCGUGUUCCCUCCCAAUGCAGAUUUAAGCGUCAUCAAUGACUUGUUGGUACAAGUGAAUUUGAUGGAAUCACGAGUCUAUGUUGUUCAUGUGAACCCUGACUCGGGCCUUAAUGUUUUCUCUAUCGCAAAAUCUCUUGGAAUGAUGGGUAGUGGGUAUGUGUGGAUAGCAACUGAUUGGCUCGCUUCAGUUUUAGAUUCAUCUCAACCGUCAAAUCCCGGCAUGAUGAACCUUAUACAGGGGGCCAUUGUUCUUCGCCAACAUACUGCUGAUUCUGAUCUCAAAAGAUCAUUAGUUUCUCGAUGGAAUAAUUUGGUCCGAACGGGGAAUGCCACUGCAAACCUGAACAGUUACGGGCUGUAUGCAUAUGAUUCGGUUUGGUUAGCUGCCCGUGCGAUUGACCAGUUCUUGAAUGAAGGACAAGUAAUUUCUUUCUCCAGUGAUCCGAGGAUUCAUGAUGCAAAUGGAAGUAACCUUCAUUUAAGUUCACUUAGAUACUUUGAUGGAGGUCAGAAUUUGUUAGGGAAAGUGCUUCAAACGAAUUUCAAAGGUGUUACCGGCCAAGUUCAAUUUAGUCCCGAUAAGAAAUUAAUCCAUCCUGCGUAUGAUAUCUUAAAUAUUGGCGGUACAGGUUUUCGGAGAAUAGGGUAUUGGUCAAACUACUCGGGCCUCUCUGUUACUGCUCCUGAAAGUUUGUAUGGAAGGCCGUUAAACUCUUCUCAAAGUAACGAACAGCUAUACAGUGUAAUAUGGCCCGGUGAAACAACGACGAAGCCACGUGGUUGGGUAUUUCCAAACAAUGGGAAACCUCUAAAAAUUGGGGUCCCUUAUCGAACGAGCUACAAGGAAUUCGUUUCAAAGGAUAGUGGUCCUGAUGGUGUUAAGGGGUAUUGUAUUGAUGUGUUUAAAGCUGCAGUUAACUUAUUACCUUACCCUGUUCCAUGCGAAUUCAUUCUGUUCGGAGAUGGUUCUAAGAAUCCCAACUACAACGAACUUGUUCAGAAGGUUGCUGAUAAUUACUUUGAUGCUGCUGUUGGUGACAUUGCCAUCGUGACAAACAGAACGAGGAUUGUGGACUUCACACAACCAUAUACUGAAUCAGGGCUUAUUAUUGUUGCUUCUGUGAAAGAGAGAAACUCAAGUGCUUGGGCUUUUAUGAAGCCAUUCACAAUAUCGAUGUGGUGCGUCACGGGGAUUUUCUUUCUAUUUGUGGGAGCAGUCGUGUGGAUUCUUGAGCAUCGUACUAAUAAAGAGUUUCGUGGAUCUCCAAAGCAACAACUUGUAACAAUAUUCUGGUUUAGUUUCUCGACAAUGUUUUUCGCACACAGAGAGAACACUGUGAGCACCCUUGGACGAUUCGUGCUCAUCAUAUGGCUCUUUGUUGUAUUAAUCAUCAAUUCAAGCUACACCGCGAGCCUCACAUCUAUCCUUACAGUUCAGCAACUUUCCUCUCGAAUCGAAGGACUCGACAGCUUGAUCUCUAGCUCUGAUCCUAUUGGCUACCAAGUUGGAUCAUUUGCGAAAAACUACCUCAUGGAAGAGCUAAAUAUCGCUGAGUCGAGAUUGGUUUCUCUAAAUAACCCAGAAGCUUAUGCGAGAGCUUUAGAUCUCGGGCCAAAAGACGGGGGUGUAGCUGCAGUAGUAGAUGAGCUUCCAUAUGUUGAGCUUUUCUUGGCCAAGUACUGCAACUACAGGACAGUGGGUCAAGAGUUCACAAAGAGUGGGUGGGGCUUCGCCUUUCCAAGAGACUCUCCUCUUGCGGUUGACUUGUCGACAGCCAUCCUGACACUCUCAGAGAACGGCGAUCUACAAAGAAUUCACGACAAGUGGUUGACCAGCACAGGGUGCAGCUCGCAGGACGCCCAAGUCGAUUCGAACCGGUUAAGUCUCGAGAGCUUCUGGGGCCUCUUCCUUGUAUGCGGCGUCGCAUGUUUGAUAGCUCUCAUAAUCUUCUUCUUCAGAAUACUUUGUCAGUAUAGCAAGUACAGUAGCCAUGACGAAGUCGAGCGCUGCGAAUCGCAGGGAGGAAGUAGCAGAGGAUUGGCAAGAUUAACGAGCAUCAAGGAAUUACUCUCUUUUGUCGAUAAGAAGGAAGAAGAGAUUAAGAAUGCAAUCAGGAGAAAAUCAAUCGAUAGACAGCAACAAGUCGAGAACAGCUCAACUGGGCAAUCCCCGUCGCCUGCAUAGUAAUGAGAUAUUCCUUACCUCAUUGCAAUUUGAAAGCAAACAUUUUCAAAUUUAGCAACCAAAGGUGAAUGUUUAUUUUUUCCGGACAACAUAUGCUGGGAUUAAUCCGCAAACAAAGGGAGCAACAGCAACAAUCUGUACUUGCUUCGACAUUGCGCGAUGUAAAAGUUAAAACAGACGUAUAUACGGAGUUGGUAGGUAUUAAGCUUUUGAGCAAACUGAAAUGUGUAACAGCUUGUUAGUGUAAGCUAGUUUUUCGUGUAUUCUAUCAUUUUCUGUGAUUGAAUAAACCACAAGAUGUAUAUGAAUUUUGUUGGUUAGAUUAACUAAAAUGUUGUACAUCUCUUGCUGCA